Oncorhynchus gorbuscha (pink salmon) is the source of this 1670-nucleotide messenger RNA. RefSeq names its product tumor necrosis factor receptor superfamily member 19-like. Gene Ontology annotation, molecular function: protein binding; signaling receptor activity. Bases 317 to 1159 code for a protein of 280 amino acids. Gene Ontology annotation, biological process: positive regulation of JNK cascade; positive regulation of canonical NF-kappaB signal transduction. Gene Ontology annotation, cellular component: plasma membrane. NCBI's taxonomy places the organism in Eukaryota, Metazoa, Chordata, Actinopteri, Salmoniformes, Salmonidae. The record is from RefSeq and is a predicted model, not a curated record. The transcript is spliced from 7 exons.
AGCCUACCCAAUAGCCGUGUCUGCGAACUACACUUCUGACUGGGUAUUUAGGAGUGGGGCGCGGUAUUUUCUAGGAACCUGUUAUGGAAUAAACGCUGUUGCCUUAUCUUGCCUAUGGUAGCAUCAUAUGUCAUGUCCGCCAGAUAUCUACUUAUAUUAAUGUACUUAAUAGCUUCUUAUGUCAAUUAACAUUGGACGUACUGUAUCAGAACAUGGACCGUUUAAUCGCAUUAUUAUGAGCGUGGGUGGUAUAAUAGUAUUAGCUCAUUGAUUCCCAUCCAGGUAUUGGCAGACAUUUUAAGACAAAAUAGUUAACAUGGAGUGGAAGCUAAAGAAGAUGCUGUCGCUUUUACUGGAGGUGAUUAUUUUGUGCUAUAUGGUUCACGGAACUGCAGUGGGGAAUAGAGAAUGCAGGGAGCAGGAGUACAGGGAUGAAGCAGGGGACUGUGUCGCCUGCAGACAGUGUGGAUCUGGGCAGGAGUUAUCCACGGAAUGUGGUUUUGGCUAUGGGGUGGGUGCUCGCUGUGCACCCUGCAGACCGGGGCGCUACAAAGAGGAAGCAGGAGGGCAGAAAUGCAAGCCAUGUCUAUCAUGUGCCCACACCAGCCGCUUCCAUAGAGCCAACUGCACCACCACAGGAAACGCUGUGUGUGGAGACUGUCUGCCCGGGUUCUAUAGGAAAACCAAGCUGAGUGGGUUUCAGGACAUGGACUGUGUACCCUGUGGAGACCCUCCUCAUGCCUAUGAGCCUCUCUGCAGUAGCAGGGUGAACCUGGUGCCCCUUUCGUCUGUUGUGGCAAGCUCCAGGGACACUGUCCUGGCUGUAGUCAUCUGCAUCGCUCUGACUUCUGUCCUACUGGCCCUAAUGCUUUUCUGUGUCAUCUACUGCAAAAGACAGCUGGAGAAGAAACCUCAUGAGCCAUGCCAGGGUGGUAGCUGCCAUGAUGCAAAGUUCCCCAGCUUUGAGAAUAUUCAGGUCCAUCAGCUACAUCAAAUCACCUCAAACUGCUACCAUGGCACAGGCAUAACUUGUGGUCAAGUGAAGCUUUUCCCUUAUCAGUUCUCUGAGGAACCUUGCAGCAUGGAGAACAGCAAUGGUAUGGCCACAUAUCCUGCCUGGGACUCAGAGAAGACCACUAGAGAACACAAUGCCCAGUGAGCUGAACCAUGACCUCUACCAAACUGAUGUGGAAGUGUCUGAUGAGAAGACGUGGACCCAUGCUGUAUUAAACUAAAGAUAUGGGAUUCACUAAACUGUACUGAGUAGGCUUAAAAGCAGAGACCAUUUCUUCAUGAGGAUAACCUUUGAUAUGUUGACUGUCAUCAUAACAGACUUGUGGUUAUGUGAAAGACAAUGCAACUGCUGACAGAAAUGUGACUUUCUGGUUUCAAAGCCAUUCAAACUUGUAUUUUCUGCUUCUGUUAUUGCCAUUACCAAAUAUGUGUGGGCCAAUGUCUGAUAUAGUGCAAGUUUAAAUUUAACUAAUUCUCUUGGAUUUAAAAAAUGUUAAUAUGUACAAUGUAUACAUUUAAAAAGCUUGUAAUUUACAGUCUCAUCAAAUUAUUGGCACCCUUGAUAAAGAUGAGCAAAAAAUUCUGAACUAUUGUAUUUUAUAGUAGUUCAAUUGCUUAGAAAAAAAUGGUUUAACAAAUAAAACAUCUCAAAAUGA